Eriocheir sinensis (Chinese mitten crab) is the source of this 441-nucleotide messenger RNA. RefSeq names its product EGF-like repeat and discoidin I-like domain-containing protein 3. The transcript is spliced from 5 exons. The record is from RefSeq and is a predicted model, not a curated record. NCBI's taxonomy places the organism in Eukaryota, Metazoa, Arthropoda, Malacostraca, Decapoda, Varunidae. Bases 1 to 441 code for a protein of 146 amino acids.
AUGUCUUAUGGCUGCUCCUCGCCGCUCGGCCUCACUACCGGCGACGUCCUGGACUGGCAGAUCUCCGCCUCGUCGUCCUACCCGGCGACGUGGGACGCGGGCUGCCAGGUUAAGUACGCCCGCCUGCACCAGCCCAAUGGCCGGGCGUGGUGUGCCGGCAGGAGGGCCGCCGGCGAGUGGGUCCUCGUGGAUCUCGGUGUGCCGGCCAAGGUGACCGGCCUCCUAACGCAGGGCAAAGGUGACGACGAGGAGUGGGUGACGUCCUUCGAGCUUUCCUACUCCCUAGACGCCUACCACUGGCACUUCGCUCGAGACAUCUACAACAACAAAAAGAGCUUGGUUUCUGGCACCCAGUUUUCACCAGCCUUCCAGGGCCUUACGCCACCCUUCGAUGCUGUCAUCGUAGCGGUAGCAGACUAUCUGAUAGACCCAAUAAUCUGA